Oryza brachyantha (malo sina) is the source of this 1041-nucleotide messenger RNA. RefSeq lists its product as uncharacterized. The record is from RefSeq and is a predicted model, not a curated record. The coding region runs from base 1 to 834 and encodes 277 amino acids. NCBI's taxonomy places the organism in Eukaryota, Viridiplantae, Streptophyta, Magnoliopsida, Poales, Poaceae. The transcript is spliced from 2 exons.
AUGGCGCUGCGGGCAGACGGGGCACGCGGCGGCCAGCCGCCGGCAGGUGGGGGGCGGCGGCGGCGACUCUGGCCCGCCGUACUGUGUUGCUUCGGUGGCUGUUGCGGCGAGGAGGCGGAGGCUGGGACGCCGCCGCGGGAGCGGCUGCGGCGGAGGAAGCGCACCGUGCCGGUGGACGGCGCCGGGGGAGAGGUGGCGUCGUCUUCGGCGAGCCCGGCUGACCGGGAGAUGAGGAGCGCCGCUGCUGAGGUGGGCGGCGAAGGGCCUCGUCGCCGGCGCGGCGGCUGCUGCUUCUUGCCGCCGCUGGAGUGCUUGCCUGGACUCAAGCGUAAUAAUGUCAAGAGAAGCAACAGCAACGUCGACCAUGGCAGGCAGCGGCGGCAAGAGCCCACGGCGGCGGCGCCGCCGCCGCCGUCGCGGCCACGGAACGUCAGAGCUCCACCGGCCGAGCUGCUGCCAUCGCCGCCCCGCGGGCGCGGCGCCAUCGCCAAGACGCGGGCGGACGAGGCCGCCGCCGCCGCGGACGCGGACGCGAGCUCGAGCGACGCCGUGGCGCGUCGUGAGUUCGGCCCGGCGGUGGGGGUGUCCGUGGUGGCGGCGGUGUCGAUGGUGGGGCUGCUCGGCGGCCGGGUCUGGGCCGUCGUCUGCGUGUGCGCGUGGUUCGCCGCGCUGUACGGAGUCCAGCUCAAGCGGCGCGGCCGGAAGGCGCCGCCGCCGCCGCCACCGGCUGAUGGCGGCGGCGGCGGCGGCGAGGAGGUCGUCGACGUGAACUCGAAGGAAUACAAGAAGCUGGUCGUGCUCAAGGGGCUUCUCGAGCGGGAUGGCUGCAGAUAGCUUAAUUCUACGUUUCUGCUUGUGAAUUAUUCGCAAACUAAGAUCAAAAUGUUCAGAAAUAUUUUUGAAUGUAGACAAAAAUUACUGCCUAAUUCAUUAAUAAACAAGCAUUGAAGAAAUUAUUCUUCCUAGGGUAGAAAUGCUCUUUGUUUGUUUCUUAAGUACCCAUUAGGCACCAACCUUGAUUGCCUCAUCUUUUAUCUUGGC